CUGGCUAUGCAAGUGCCAUUGCUAUAGGGCCCAGAGGCUUAGGGACUCAGGUCCCAUUGCCAGGCCUAAAUGGGGUGACAUUCCAUGCUCGGUGACUGAUGUGUGUAGUGGAUGUUAUAAUGGUGUGGGCAGGCCUGUAAGGUGUGUGUCCUGGAAGGCUGGAGAAGCACCACCAGGCCCCUACCCCCAAAGUUUACUUUGGUGCUUGGCAAUUCCUGAGCCCUUUACAACAUUCAGACAUGUGACACUGCGGUAAAAUAACCUUGCCCCAAUCUGCAAAGCUCCGCCAAUUUUGGGCAAAUAUUGCCCCUCGGUUAUUUGGGUUGGGGCAGGUGGGGGUAUGCCAUUUUGCCCCUGUUAUGUCUAAACACAGUCUAACACUUUUGUCAUACAAAUAUUUGCCUGUAUAGUUGCUGCUAAUGUCUGUGCUAUGACAUCAUAAUGGUCCUGUGUGCUAUGACACAGCUAUGACAUAAUAAUGGUCCUACACCAUGAGUAAUAAGCCAGGGCAGCACACUAGGGGUUAUUCUGUUGCCUGACCUCGGUUGAGUAGCACGCGUUUGUCGCAGCUCCUGAAGUUCGAUAGGUUGCAGAUUUAGAAGCAUUAGCCAUGAGUGGCUGGUUUGCGUCUAAGAUCCGUUGGCCGUUCCCAUGGAGAAGGGUCUCCCAAUAUAACCUGGGUCCCACCGUGCUGGCCACUAUGGUAAAGGGGAGUAGAAAGAUCGGGAUGACGGUGAUCGAAAAUAAAGAUCACUUCCUGGAGAUAACGUCCUUAGAACAACAUGGACAAAUCGCCAAGAGUGGACUACAGAUAGGAGACGAAUUAUUAAAGAUCAAUAAGCAGAAUGUGGUGGGAUGGAGCGUCCUAGAUUUUCAGUAUCAUGAAAGUAACAUCAAGCUGGGGAAAAAACUAAAGAUCUUAGUGUAUCGUGGUCGCCAAAAGGGUUCGGAUCCAGCAGCAGGCGCUUCAUCAGAGGAAGUGUUGGAAGGGGAUUCCGCAUCUUCUUCAGCGCCAGAGACAGAAUUUGCAUUUGUCCAUGAAUACUUCAUAGGACAGGCAACACCGGAUCCUCAUAGUGACACGUCUGACAGCACCCACCCAGAUUGUGACGCAAUCAUAUCCCCACGUAAUGAUGAAGUCUCCCACUCAGAUAGUGACGCAGGUUCCAACGCAGAUAGUGGUGUAAUCCCACCCAGAGCCAGGAGAGAUAAUCCGGACAAGGAAAUGAAUUUCGUCAGCAGGUUUGGCAAUUUUGUGGAAGAAGCCCUCCGAGAGUGGGAUGAAUGCACACAGGAUUGCUGCUGCGCGUUAGGAGCCCUUGGUCUGUUUUGCCUUUUGUAAAGGUGAAUGUGAUGGCUCCUGGCACCCUGCCCGUUACUUACAUCUCCACUACAGCUGCAGAGCCUCUUAAUGCCCAGAGGGAAGGGCAGUCCUUCCAGCCAUGGUUCCCCAGAGGUUUCCCCCACCGGGGGUUUUUCCUCUCCUGAGUGCUGAAGGAUGAUUUAAAUUACCAUCAGUUCUAAAUAAAAGCUCUGAUCCCUUUCUCCCCUACA
Molecule: messenger RNA, 1554 nt
Organism: Pseudophryne corroboree (corroboree frog)
Lineage: Eukaryota; Metazoa; Chordata; Amphibia; Anura; Myobatrachidae
Exons: 4
Coding region: 611-1342 (243 amino acids)
Molecular function (GO): protein binding
Source: RefSeq, a predicted model, not a curated record